AUGCUGAGUGGAAUUCAUGAGGUAGCGACAAGCGAGUUUGGCCGGAUGCUAUGGAACAAGACAGCCAGUAUGGGUGACGACCUUGACGAGGAUCUACUGGACAUGCGGGGUACAAGGUACAAGGGGGUUUCGAGUAGUAAGGAAGCUGAUUCUGCUUUCAGACCCGAGUCAUCCCGUCCUCAUGGAACAAACUGGCCCACAGUGGUAGUUGAAUCUGGUGUGUGGGAAACACUAGAACGCUUGCGUAUUGAUGCCAAGUGGUGGCUUUAUAACUCCUCAGGGGAUGUCCGUAUUGUUCUACUUUUUGCCAUCAAGGAAGUAGGGCAAGAGAUUCUCAUAGAGCAAUGGGAACUUUGCCCUACCAAU
Molecule: messenger RNA, 366 nt
Organism: Tuber aestivum (summer truffle)
Lineage: Eukaryota; Fungi; Ascomycota; Pezizomycetes; Pezizales; Tuberaceae
Source: the annotation of a GenBank genome assembly